UAGACAGUUGUUUCCGUGGAGGCUGCAUUCUUGGAAGAACCAUUUCCGGUUCGAUUUAAAAAAGCCGAAUGUUUACUUCCGGUGGCGGGGCUGGUGACAGAUUGUAUGAAUUCAUCAGUCUCCGUUCAGCCUGUGCAGUGCACAGAGGAUGCUGUCUGGCAGGCUUUAUGCACCUUACCCCGUGGACUGGCCCUUGGCCCCUCUUUGUCACAGAGGGAGGGCCUGGGCUUGUGGUGUGUUGGGGAUCAUUUGCCCGCUGGCACAUUCCUUCCUCCGCCCAUUCAUGGAACUGGAGAUGGCUUAUUGGAUAAUCAGGAAACCCAAACUUCAUUGCUACCAGAAACUGUACUUAAGUGGGCGAGGUUUGCAAGAAGUAGCCCAAAACAUGUGAAUGUGAGAUUCUGCGAUCUCAAUGGAAGUCUGCAUCUCCAGGUCAUCUCGCCAAUUCAGCCAGGUUCCGAAUUGUUAAUGCCACAAGAGGAUAAUGGCGAUUGCACUGAAGAAACUGAACAUAUUAAUGAAACGAAAAGUGAACCUGUUCCAUCCACCAAAACUGAGUCUAGUGAUUCCAUUCCCAAAGACUCUGUCAUGUCACUGAUGGAGACUGGAGGUGAUGAACGAACAAAGCCUAUCAAAGAAAUAUCAGUCAGUACAAAAUCUCCAUUAUCCCUGCAGCCUGAAGAACUGGUUGUAACGCCACAUCCAAAGGGAUCUUCUUCUUUAGGGACCCCAGAGAUUGAGAGGACAGAGCCAGCAGUGACACUAGAAGCUGAAGCAAUUUCACCACUUGUGCCAGAGCCAGAAGGAGCCAAACUGUCACUAAAUACAGACUCAAUGACUGCCAUUGAGGGGACCGCACUCGAGCAGAGUAGUGCAGUAAAGACCAAGGAUACAGAACCGACUGAUGCGGCUCACUCAGAUGAUAUGAAGGAGGCAGCAUAUGAUAACAAACAUGUGAACGGCAGUCAGGAUGGGACAAAUUGUCAGGCUUCUAGUAUCCUUUUAUCCAGGUCCAUCAAAGGUUCUGGAAGGGAGAGCAAGACCAGGAAUACAGACAGUAAAAAGAAGACAACUGAGAAAGGGAAGAGCAAACUAAGAGAAAGCAAAGCAAAUGUAGAUGUUGACAAACCAAAGAUGACAACUCUGAGUAAGGCAGUGAAGCGGCAGUGCUCCCCUACUCCAGUAAAAAGCAGUGAUAACCCAGCUAAGAUCUCCAGAUUAGAAGGAAAUGAAGAAGAUGACAAUUCUAAAGAUAUAAAAAAUGAGCGUGUUGGUAAGAGCGCAAAACUAAAGGCACCAUCGGAACGCAAGUUCCAUUGUCCAGACUGCAAUAAAAGCUUCAGCCAGAUAGGCCAUCUACGGCGACACAGUUUUAUUCACAGUGGCCACAAGCCAUUCCUCUGCACAGAGUGUGGCAAAGCCUACUGCUCAGAGGAGAGCUUUAAAGCCCACCUUUUAGGCCACCAGGGUCUCCGUCCUUUUAAAUGCACACUCUGUGAUAAAGCAUAUGGCACACAACGUGACUUGAAAGAGCAUGCUGUGCUCCAUACAGGGCAAAGGCCUUACCGUUGUGAGGACUGCGGUAAAAGCUUUGCCCGCCGUCCUACUUUACGUAUCCAUCGUAAGAAUUAUUGCACUCCAAGGACUGACGACACAAAAACUCCUCUCCUUUGCACAGUGUGCAACAAGCAGCUUGCCAACAGUUGCUCAUUGCGCAACCACAUGCUCGUACACACAGGGGAAAAACCUUAUACGUGUCCAGACUGUGGCAGUACCUUCCGCCACAAGGGGAACUUGCGGAUUCACCAGCGCCUUCAUACUGGUGAAAAGCCCUACAAGUGCCAGUUCUGUGGAGAUUCGUUUCCCCAGCAGCCUGAGCUAAAGCGGCACUUGAUCCUGCACACAGGAGAAAUGCACUUGUGUACUGUCUGCGGCAAGGCAUUAAAAGACCCCCAUACUUUGCGUGCCCACGAGCGCCUUCAUGCAGGCGACCGCCCAUUCAUAUGCCAGUAUUGUGGCAAAUCCUACCCCAUUGCUACCAAGCUCCGGCGCCACCUAAAAUCCCACCUGGAAGACAAACCAUUUCGCUGCCACCUAUGUGGCAUGGGCUAUAAUCUGCAGCACAGUUUUAAGCGCCAUUUGCACAGCCACAGAGAUCAGGAACUGAAAGAGGAUUCUGCUACAGAGUCGGUGGCGGAGCACACGCUAGUUUUGCUGCAGUUAGUUGAGCCAGAGGGAUCUGCUGAGAACUCAAACAGGAUACUGAUUACAGACUUUGCAGAGAGCUCUGAAGCAGAUCAUUCACACAAUACCUCGGCACUACUUCUUCCACUGAACUCUGAAAUGUUAGAAGUCUCUGCAGGAGCCAAUUACCAUGGAGGGAUUCUGCAGAGGGAGCAUGGCCCUGGAAUAAUACUGGUUCCUCAGGCACUGGAAUUCAGCACUGUGAUAGAGGAGGUGGAGGUUGAAUGCCAUGUAUAAAACUUGUCUCUAUAAAAAAAAAAAAAAAA
Molecule: messenger RNA, 2510 nt
Organism: Rana temporaria (common frog)
Lineage: Eukaryota; Metazoa; Chordata; Amphibia; Anura; Ranidae
Gene: ZNF408
Product: zinc finger protein 408
Exons: 5
Coding region: 106-2481 (791 amino acids)
Biological process (GO): regulation of transcription by RNA polymerase II
Cellular component (GO): nucleus
Molecular function (GO): RNA polymerase II cis-regulatory region sequence-specific DNA binding; DNA-binding transcription activator activity, RNA polymerase II-specific; DNA-binding transcription repressor activity, RNA polymerase II-specific
Source: RefSeq, a predicted model, not a curated record